Hemiscyllium ocellatum (epaulette shark) is the source of this 6023-nucleotide messenger RNA. Its product is annotated as protein kinase C alpha type. Gene Ontology annotation, molecular function: zinc ion binding; diacylglycerol-dependent serine/threonine kinase activity; ATP binding. The transcript has 18 exons. The record is from RefSeq and is a predicted model, not a curated record. Gene Ontology annotation, biological process: protein phosphorylation. Lineage: Eukaryota; Metazoa; Chordata; Chondrichthyes; Orectolobiformes; Hemiscylliidae. Bases 16 to 2040 code for a protein of 674 amino acids.
ACGAUUUGUAAAAAAAUGGCCGAUGCAGAGGGGGAUGGUGGAGAGACCGUCAAUCGGUUCGCUCGGCAGGGAGCCCUGCGGCAGAAGAACGUGUGCGAGGUGAAGGAUCACAAAUUCACCGCCCGCUUCUUCAAACAGCCGACCUUUUGCAGCCACUGCACCGACUUCAUCUGGGGGUUCGGGAAGCAAGGAUUCCAGUGUCAAGUUUGCUGUUUUGUGGUUCACAAGAGGUGUCACGAGUUUGUUACCUUCUCCUGCCCCGGAGCAGAUAAAGGACCAGAUACUGAUGACCCAAGGAGCAAACACAAAUUUAAAAUCCACACGUAUGGAAGUCCAACAUUCUGUGACCACUGUGGCUCACUGCUGUACGGCCUCAUUCACCAAGGGAUGAAAUGUGACACCUGUGACCUAAACGUACACAAGAAAUGUGUGAUAAACGUGCCCAGUAUGUGUGGAACUGACCACACGGAGAGGAGGGGCCGAAUAUUCCUGAAAGUGGAAGUGGACAAUGACAACUUGCUCCAUGUUACAGUGCGAGAUGCAAAAAACCUAAUCCCCAUGGAUCCUAACGGUCUUUCGGAUCCCUACGUAAAGCUCAAACUCAUCCCUGACCCAAAAAGUGAAAGCAAACAGAAAACAAAAACCAUGCGCUCAACACUGAAUCCCAGCUGGAACGAAUCAUUCACGUUUAAACUGAAAAGCAGUGACAAGGAUCGGCGCCUCUCAGUGGAGAUCUGGGACUGGGAUCGCACCACGAGGAACGAUUUCAUGGGUGCUUUGUCCUUUGGUGUAUCAGAGCUCAUGAAAUCCUCAGCGGUUGGUUGGUUUAAGCUGCUGAGUCAGGAAGAAGGUGAAUACUACAACGUCCCCAUUAUUGAGGAUGACGGGGAUUCUGAGCUUCGUCAGAAAUUUGAGAAAGCCAAACUCGGUCCGGCUGGGAAGAAGGCGGUUGAGAAGAAACCAAGUUCGCCAACAAACAACUUGGACCACGUCAAUCUCUCGGACUUCAACUUCUUAAUGGUGUUGGGCAAAGGGAGCUUUGGAAAGGUCAUGCUGUCAGAGAGGAAGGGGACCAAUGAGCUAUACGCUAUCAAAAUCUUGAAGAAAGAUGUGGUCAUUCAGGACGAUGAUGUAGAAUGCACCAUGAUUGAAAAGAGAGUCCUUGCCCUGUUGGACAAGCCCCACUUCUUAACACAUCUACAUUCUUGUUUUCAAACUUCGGAUCGCCUGUAUUUUGUGAUGGAAUAUGUAAACGGUGGGGACCUGAUGUAUCACAUUCAGCAAGUCGGCAAGUUCAAGGAACCGCAGGCAGUGUUCUAUGCAGCUGAGAUCGCAGUGGGACUCUUCUUCCUGCAUAAGAAGGGGAUUAUUUAUAGAGACUUAAAGCUGGAUAACGUGAUGCUGGACGCCGAGGGACAUAUUAAAAUUGCAGAUUUUGGCAUGUGCAAGGAGGGCAUAUUCGACAACGCCACAACGCGGACUUUUUGCGGGACCCCGGACUACAUCGCACCAGAGAUUAUUGCUUAUCAGCCGUAUGGAAAAUCGGUGGAUUGGUGGGCGUAUGGAGUAUUACUUUAUGAAAUGCUAGCUGGACAGCCUCCAUUUGACGGUGAGGAUGAGGAUGAGCUUUUCCAGUCUAUAAUGGAGCACAAUGUAUCAUAUCCCAAAUCAAUGACAAAGGAGGCUGUCUUAAUCUGCAAGGGGCUAAUGACAAAACAUCCAGCAAAGCGUCUUGGCUGUGGAGCGGAGGGAGAGAGAGAUAUUCGAGAUCAUGCCUUCUUCCGGAGAAUUGAUUGGGAGAAACUGGAACAAAGAGAGAUACAGCCUCCAUUCAAGCCAAAAGUGAGCACUUCAAACAACACAGGUAUCUCUCAUUGCGGCCGAAGUGCUGAAAACUUUGACAAGUUCUUCACACGAGGACAACCAGUGUUAACGCCACCUGACCAGCUAGUUAUAGCUAACAUUGACCAGACCGAGUUUGAAGGAUUCUCAUUUGUAAACCGAGAAUUUGUCCACCCCAGUUUAACCAACGUUGUAUGAAACGCAGAAUGAAGAGGACAAGCAGCAACAGCAAAUAGGCCUUUGUUUAAAUUGUCUAGAAUAAAUCAGCAAUUAACUUUACAAGAUAAUAAUGUUCCAAAAAGUUAAGGAACAAGCACUUUUGAUUUUUAGAAAAAAAAUUAAUACACAUUAAAGAGAUUUAUUGACAAUUUUAACGUCCAGCUUUAAAUCAGUCUAAUAUAAUUGUGAAUUAUUCUGAUAACUAAAAGACAAGAUGGUUUUAAAGAAGCAUUCUCCUCUGCUGGAUCUAAGUUUUUUUUUAAAUGCUGAGAUACAAAUUGCAAUAUACAAGUGGCCCUGGCCAAGGGACCAGCUCUUUCAUUUUGUCUUCCCAAUAAUCAAAGAUGGUCAGCUGUCUCAGUACCAAAAACAACUGUUUCUCCAAAAUAUGUUGUGGAUGAACUGUGUUUGAGGAAAUCCAAAUUUGUAUCUCAUGACAUUCUCUAUCUGUAACUUGCACUAAUGUAUCAAAUUGAUAUUUCCAUUUCGAAUGCGGAACAAGGAACCUGAAGGUAUUGCAGGGAAUUAGUUAAAAAGGGAAGCAGAGGAUUAAAACAAACGAUCAAAUUCUGUUGGUAUUUUAACAUGUACUAGAAAUCACUGUUCCAAGUAGCUACUGAGAGGAUGUAAUACAUUUUCUCCUGUGAAUCACAUUCAGUUUAAUAUGUUCCUGUUCAAAAAUACAGAAACUAAAUUUAGUGCACAGAACUAACAAUCAGUGCAGGAAUUGUUCUGCUACUUUUAUAUCAAACUGCAAAGAAUGCUGUGCUAUAAUUGUCUAGCUCAUACCUUGUUACAGUUUAUCAUAUAGGAUGAGUUUUUUUUAGGAAUAGCAGCAUUCAUCUUGCAGCAGAGCUUUGGCUUUGAUUUUGGUAGGACAUAUCUUCAAUGUAUUAUCGGAGCAACGACUUCAUACAACAGCGUUUGGCAAAACUGUCUUUCAUUGUAUUAAAACAUGCAAUGAAACCAUGUUAUUGCAUCUCUAAAAUAGCAUUCAAUUACCUGAGCAACAUUUUGAGAAAAACAGUGUGGCACAUCUCAUGACAGUCUCCCUUUAACAUGCUGAUUGAAAGUUUUCUCAAACUUUUAAAAGACCUAUUGCAGUUUUUAAUCUAAGGAACGGAUUUUUUUCUUCUGAAGGCAUUUGCUUAUACUGUUAGAAAGCAACCUUUCUAAGAAAAUAGAUUCAAAACCUAUUAAAGUACUUGUUGUAUUGUUUAGCUCCUGUACUUAUCACUACAAGUAAACAAAACUAUUUUGGUCAAACUUACUUUAUUUUUCUUAAGGUUGAACAGUAAAUGCUAAAUCUUAAAAAAAGCCACAUUUAAGUCCAUGUGCGCACCUUCAUUCAGUUUAUGAAAUGGGAGUCAGUUAGGAUCGUGUUUGCCUUGAUUUUGGAAACAGUAAUUUAGUAACUCACUAUUCUGCCUUUAAGAAAUGCAUGUCGGAAUACAAUAUAGCAUGUUGUUGAUAGGUGCUGUAUGCAACAACAUUAUGAAAGCACGUAUGUUUGGCUUUUGGUCUAAACAGUGUUUGCUAUAUCCAAGUUGAAAGUGCACCUUUUUAAAAAAAAAACACAAACUACAAUUGAAAAUAGCAAGUUCUUUUUAAGUCGCAUCAUUCUUCAGUGCUUGAUGUUCUGGUUGAUAGUCACACUCAUUUCUACUUUUGUCAUAUUGCAUAAUUCAAAGUGACAUGCCUGAAUCUGCCAAUUUAUUGAAGAUAUAGAAAGUGUAUGUACACACCCAUACCCUGGUACCUGAAACAUCAAUAUUUAAAACAAGUAUUAAUUGAUGCUGAAUGCAAAAAUUUUAAGUGAAUGAGAAAGGUGAAUAAAAUAUAUAAAACACAUAUUAAACACUGCUACGUGAUAUCUUUCACAAUUUACAAUAAGUUUUUGGACCAAACAUUUUACUAAUUGUGUUUACUUAGUCAGCUUGAGUACAAAUAUUUACUGAAUGGAAGGUGCUAGGAGGGGGAAAUGCUUGUAAAUUAAAUGCUAAUAUCGAUGUAUAAUAUAUAUUCUCUUAAAAUUGAAGAAAAGGUUCAAUGUUGAUCAAGUGUCUGAUCUUCAAAUAUCUCAAAAUUAUUUCAAAAGGCAGCCCUCUCAAAACAUUAAGGAAUUAACUUUGACAUUAAUCUGAUUUUUUUGUUUGUUUUUGAAUGAAAUUAAGAAGAUAGAAUUGAAGGAAUGACUUGGAGAAACUUUUAAGUCCCUUGGUUUAUGAGACCUGGAGUAUAAUGGUAAUGUGUCACAUUAAAUCUUCUCCCUUAGAUUGCCAGAACCAGUGAGCACCCCAUUUCUGCAUCUCUUAUUAAAUGUUAUCCAGUUAUUGUAAUUCAAACUAUUGUUUCUCCAAACCAGUAAAAUGGAUAGCCAAGUAAAAAUAGUUAUUCACCUUCUUUGAAAAAGGGCUAAACAUUGAAAGGAAUAUUGAUAAUGAGACUGCCUCUUUAAGUAUGUUUUGAAGCUGUUAAAAAGAACGCUUGCAUCACUGUACAGAACAUUAUGCAGGUUAUGUUGUCUAAAAUUAUAUGUACUGCUGAAUAAGAUAUGUUUCCAGGUAAUUUGUUACCCCAUACUCCAAAUAAAGCUUCAGCCACUUAAGUCCCUGCUUUCAGUUGCUUUACACCAAAUUGCCACACACUUUUUUAAGAGUUCUUUAAACAAAAGCUUUUACAUUAACUUAUAGAUUAUAUAUUUGAUCAACAUGAGUUUUAAGGUGACAAUUCAAUCACAUGGCUUUGUAUGUUUUCAUAAACUGCUCGAGCUUAACUCUCUCAGUUUAUAUUCAACUGGCUUCUCUGGUUAAACUACUAAUUCUCCUGACACAGUCAAUUGUACACUAUUGACUGGCUGCAGAUUUCAUAUCAUUGCCUUAUUAGCAUCACUACAAGUCAAACUAAAACGUGACUCUAGUUGAGUAUGUAGAUUCGCAGAAUACAGCAAUGACAUCAUUACCCUCCAACAAGUAAAUAUAGUCCUGCAUUUCAGACAGACCACUUAAAAUGGGAGGUACAAAUGACCUGGUCAACUGUUUUACUGACAGGGAGAGAAAAAUCAAUCUCUCUGAGUUAUUUGGGAUGCCCAAAAGUUUGCAUUGUAUGUAAAUUAGAGCAAUCACUAACAUCUUGAAGUGACGGGUUUUCUGAUUGGAAGGUUUUACGCGACAUUUCAUAGAAUUUAUUAUGGGAACAUAUGUCUACAGAAAAGCCUGCCAUGUUUCCUCUCUUCACAUUAUAUUGGUGAAUAAACAUCCACAUAUGUCGAAUUCACUUUUUUGUUAAAAGGUAUGAACGUUCCAAACAGCACUGGUAUCAGGAUUCUUCAACAUUGACACAUUUCAUAAAAGCCUUCAGACCUAGUAACAUUGCAGAAAACUACGUGAGGCUCAGCAGGAGUUUUUGAGGGAGUUUCCUGCUAGAAUUGCACAGUGGCUGUCAUGACAGAGGGAGUCAUUCUGACUGCAAAAACGCGAUAUGUUCUGCAGGGUAAGCUAUUUCAUCAUCGUUUUAAAUCCAAAAAUAAUCAGUAGUUCAAUUCACUUUAACUGAAGUUUCUCAUUGUUUACAGAGCGAGUAAAAUUACAAGAAAAUCACUUGAGAAACCCAAUAUGUUCAUAUAAACCAAAAACAAAAAUCACAGUUUCUCAUCACGAAGGUGUUAUUUCAAAUUUCUGAUUUGCAAUGGCAAAAGUCAUCCCCCCAUCAUUUAUCAUAAGCAGUCAUAUUAUUCUCUUUAGCACUGAAUUCUAAUUAGGAACUGCAGCGAGCCUGAAAGGAAAUGAGAACACAGGACUCAAUAUUCACUUAGAAAUUGGUAGAUUAUGGUACAUUAUCAAAAUGCAAUGUUUUACUUCAUCUAUUAAAUAUUAAAAGACUUGCUUUCCUCAAAUUGUUUUGCAUGGUAUUGUUUGUUAUAUGUUCAUUGUAGUUUGACAAUGUGUAAAAAAUAAACAAAG